AUGGGGAGAAGAAAAGUGACACACCAAUUGAUUUCCGAUGCCGCGACUCGCCGAGUCACGUUCCGGAAACGCAAAGAAGGUUUACUGAAGAAGCUCAAGGAACUGACCAUCCUCUGCGGUCUACGCGCCUGCGCCAUCAUCUACAGCGACUACAAGGAGGGUCCCGAGGUCUGGCCAAACCGUAACGAGGUACGUGUGCUUCUAAACCGGUUAAGUGAACUCCCGGUUGAGAAACAGACCAAAUACAUGAUGGACCAGAAGGAUCUCAUGACGAGGAUGAUCCAAGACGCUGAGAAGAAGCUCGAGAAGGAGCAGAUGUUUGGGCGUUCGAUGGAGCUUGGGAUGGCUGCUGCGUUCCGAGAUCUAGACGACGCUGAUUAUUCAGAGGAGCUGGUUAAGGCGGCUGAUGUGGUUGCGAAGAGGAUCAAUGUCAUCAGAGAGAGAAUCGAGGCUUUGGAAUCUGGAGAAGCCUUCGUCAAGGAAGAAGAAGACGAAGAAUAG
Molecule: messenger RNA, 501 nt
Organism: Microthlaspi erraticum
Lineage: Eukaryota; Viridiplantae; Streptophyta; Magnoliopsida; Brassicales; Brassicaceae
Source: the annotation of a GenBank genome assembly